Hibiscus syriacus is the source of this 895-nucleotide messenger RNA. RefSeq names its product disease resistance protein RPP4-like. Gene Ontology annotation, biological process: defense response. The record is from RefSeq and is a predicted model, not a curated record. Lineage: Eukaryota; Viridiplantae; Streptophyta; Magnoliopsida; Malvales; Malvaceae. Bases 59 to 748 code for a protein of 229 amino acids. The transcript has 3 exons.
GUUUCUUGACAUAGCUUGUUUCUAUAAAGGGGAGGACCGAGAUUUUUUAACAAGGAUUAUGGAUGCUUGUUAUAUCUCUUCACAUUCCGGAAUCGAUGAUCUUAUCGAUAAAUCUCUGAUAUCUGUUUCAGAAAAUAAGAUAACAAUGCAUGAUUUAUUGCAACAAAUGGGUCGAGACAUCUUUCGCAGUGAAUCACCUUCAGAGCCUGGAAGACGCAGUCGGAUGUGGAUUCCUGAGGACAUCUAUGAUGUACUAAUAGAAAACUCUGGGACUAAAACACUCAAAGGCAUGCAACUCGACAUGUCCAGAAUUCCAGAGCUGGAAAUAAAAGCAGAAGCCUUUGUGAAGAUACGAAAACUUCAGUUCCUCAAAUUCUACGGAACAAUAUCCAAAAUCUUCUUUCCUCAAGGGCUUUUAUCACUUCCUGAUGAGCUAAGAUACCUUUGUUGGAAGGGAUACCCGUUAAAAACUUUACCCACCAGGUUUGAUCCAAAGAACCCGGUUGAACUUGACAUGGGAUGUAGCCGUGUCGAACUACUCUGGGAAGGAAAACAGGAUUUAGUAAAUUUGAAAGUGAUCUCUCUAGUCGAUUCUACGAACCUUGUUAGAAUCCCAGACCUAUCAAGCGCCACAAAUCUUGAAUUUAUAAACUUCUCAAAUUGUACAAAGUUGCUUGAGCUUCCUUCAUCUCUUCAGCAUCUUGAGAAGCUAACUCGUUCGAAUUCGAGAUUGUGCAAAAAUCUAUGAUUUCUGCCUAGCUUGUAUAAAGCGACGUCACCACACUUAUUCUCGAUGAUUGCUCAAAUAUCUCUAGCUUUCCAGAGGUUUCUCGAAUGUAAGAGAGCUACAAUUAGAAGGAACAGCGAUUGAACAAGUACCUUAGUCAGUGGAGUC